Molecule: messenger RNA, 519 nt
Organism: Chrysoperla carnea
Lineage: Eukaryota; Metazoa; Arthropoda; Insecta; Neuroptera; Chrysopidae
Exons: 3
Coding region: 1-519 (172 amino acids)
Source: RefSeq, a predicted model, not a curated record
AUGGAAAAAAAAAUAGAAUCAACGAAAAGAAGCAUAUUGUAUGAUAUUCAGCACAAAACUGAUGAGCUUAAAAAUACUACAGUUACAAAUGGAUCUGCGACAUCGAUAAAUUUAACAGAAGCUAAAAAGAGAGGGAUAAAUGGAUCGUUGACAUUGGAGAAGUUCGAAGAUUUCGAUAAUAAACUCAGAGCGAAUGAUGAACACAAAGAAUCUUUAAUGAUUUUAUAUAAGAUUAUAACAAGGGGCGAAUUAAAAAUAAUGUCUGCUAUAAAAAAGAUUAUGGAAGUGACCAUGGAAAAAACGGUGGAGUUAGAAUACUCGGGAACAGGUUGUACUGUCAAUGGCUUGGGGAAAAAAAAUUUUAGCAAUACGGCUACCUACAAAUGUUUAGAUGGAGUGCUUUCUGACCAAUUUGCGGACUCAGGAGAGUUGAAAAAUUUAUCAGGAAAAGUGGGUCGCUGGUUAUCUGGUGCAGCGGAUCGCGAAGGUGGUCGUAAGGAGCGAACCAAAAAAAAUUAA